CUUCCCUUUCAACUUCAUACUACAUGACACGCACACACAGGCACACAAAAACAGAGCAGACAAAAUCAGGAUAUGACAUCACACACAGGAAGAGAAGCCAAGUAACUUUUCAGAUUGUUUUUUUUUUACUGUAUGGGUUUGGUAGAGUUGAUGAGUGGGACACCGUAAGGAUUCUCACAAGGCAGUUUGGAUUUGUUUUUGUUUUUGUUUUCUUCCCCUCUUGGAGAGCACAGGAAUUCUUCUCAGGUUUCCCACAACAUUUCAAGAAUCUACAGUGGGACUAAAGCCAGGCACUUUAGCUGUUUCCCUAUUGGACAGGACGAGACCUCAGGGAAUUAUAAGAGUAAACAGUCAGAGCGAUCCGGAUCCUAUACGGAUCGGACUCCUCCAUCACCCUGCUCAGCUCAGCGAUGGCUCUAUGCUUGGGUCAGGUGUUCAGCAAAGACAAGACGUUUCGGCCUCGAAAGCGAUUCGAACCUGGGACCCAACGUUUCGAGCUAUACAAAAGAGCUCAGGCGUCUCUGAAAUCAGGCCUGGACCUGAGAAAAGUGGUCCAACUGCCAGAAGGAGAAAGCAUUAAUGACUGGAUCGCUGUACAUGUAGUGGAUUUCUUCAAUCGGAUCAACCUGAUCUACGGGACAGUGAGUGAGUUCUGCACUGAGAAGAGCUGUCCAAUCAUGUCUGGAGGACCACGCUAUGAAUACAGGUGGCAGGAUGGGGAACAGUACAAGAGGCCCACCAAACUGCCUGCUCUAAUAUACAUGAACCUCCUGAUGAACUGGAUCGAGUCGCUUAUCAACAAUGAGGACAUCUUUCCUACACGAGUAGGAGUCCCUUUUCCAAAGAACUUUCAGCAGGUGUGCAAGAAGAUUCUGAGCCGCUUGUUUCGGGUGUUCGUGCACGUGUACAUCCAUCACUUUGACAUGAUCUGUAGUAUGGGAGCUGAGGCUCACAUCAACACUUGCUACAAACACUACUACUACUUCAUCUCGGAGUUCAGCCUCAUUGACCACUCUGAGCUGGUGCCGCUGGCGCCGUUGUCCCUCCUAUGCAAUCCUCAAAACAGUCAGUUCAGAAAGAAAUGACUGAGAAGAUCUGCCACUAAAAGAGGCAGAGAAGAAUGGAUGUGCAUCCAAAAGCACAAAAACUUUGAACAAUAAGAAUAAUGUACUUGAGCUCUGAUCUACUAUCACGGAGGGCCAGAGACUCACAAAUGAGCUAAAAAUCAACGUUUACUGAAAUGGUGUGGUGUUCAACAUGUAUUCUUGAGGGCGUAUAUUACAGUAUAUAUCUCAACUUCUGCAGUAUUUAUAUGAAAUGAUGCAUUAAUUGCUUAGUAUUUUGCAUACAUUUCCGAACAUUUCACAAUGUGACUUUAAAGAUAUUUAAACUAUAAACCCUGUGACUUUAAAAUGUGAGCCCUGGGGGAAUCUAGUCUUGAAAAGGCAUGUCUGAAAAUUUUCCUAAGUUUGAGAUGUUAUAUUUUUGCCCUGUUGUGGCAAAAGCCUUUGCCAUUAUUUUUAAGCAGGGCAUGUGCAGUUAGAAUCUAUUGUGAUUGUGACUGAUGAUGAAUAGUGCUUCACAGUAUUAUUCUUUUUCAGACAUAUUGUCUAUUGUGUUUUUGCAUGCAAAUUUAAAAUAUGAAUAUUUGAAAUAA
Molecule: messenger RNA, 1657 nt
Organism: Danio aesculapii
Lineage: Eukaryota; Metazoa; Chordata; Actinopteri; Cypriniformes; Danionidae
Gene: mob3c
Product: MOB kinase activator 3C
Exons: 5
Coding region: 411-1085 (224 amino acids)
Biological process (GO): positive regulation of protein phosphorylation; signal transduction
Cellular component (GO): cytoplasm; nucleus
Molecular function (GO): protein kinase activator activity
Source: RefSeq, a predicted model, not a curated record